AUGCCUAGAGCCCUGGCCUAUAGAGGUUUAUAUGACAAACAUAAUCUUACCCUGGGCAUCGUGGCCUGCCAUUUUGUAAAUGAACUUAUUGAGGACAGAUCAGGAAUAUUUUUAAGGGUAUCUUGCAAUAUAUUCAGAACUCUCCCUCCUAGUGACAGCAACGAAUUUGAUCCAGAAGAAAAUGAACUUACCCUUGAGGCAUCAUGGCCACACUUACAGCUUGUAUAUGAAUUUUUCAUCCGAUUUUUGGAAAGCCAAGAAUUCCAACCUAGCAUUGUCAAAAAAUAUAUAGAUCAGAAAUUUGUAUUACAGCUUUUGGAGCUAUUUGACAGUGAAGACCCUCGGGAACGGGACUACUUAAAAACAGUCUUACACAGAAUUUAUGGCAAGUUUCUUGGUCUUAGAGCAUUUAUCCGAAAACAGAUUAACAAUAUUUUUCUAAGGUUUGUUUAUGAAACAGAACACUUCAGUGGUGUAGCUGAACUGCUGGAAAUAUUAGGAAGUAUUAUCAAUGGCUUUGCUUUGCCUCUUAAGCCGGAACACAAACAGUUCCUGGUGAAAGUGUUGAUCCCUUUACACACCGUCAGGAGCUUAUCACUCUUCCAUGCCCAGCUGCCGUAUUGUAUAGUACAGUUUCUGGAGAAAGAUCCUUUACUCACAGAACCAGUUAUUAGGGGUUUAAUGAAAUUUUGGCCUAAAACAUGUAGUCAAAAAGAGGUCAUGUUCCUUGGGGAGCUGGAAGAAAUAUUGGAUGUGAUUGAACCUUCACAAUUUGUUAAAAUUCAAGAACCUUUGUUUAAACAAAUUGCCAAGUGUGUAUCUAGCCCCCAUUCUCAGGUGGCAGAGAGGGCACUCUGUUAUUGGAAUAAUGAAUACAUCAUGAGUUUGAUAGAAGAAAACUCUAAUGUCAUCCUUCCCAUCAUGUUUUCCAGUCUUUAUAGGAUUUCGAAAGAGCAUUGGAAUCCGUAG
Messenger RNA from Nycticebus coucang (slow loris), 969 nucleotides. Its product is annotated as serine/threonine-protein phosphatase 2A 56 kDa regulatory subunit epsilon isoform-like. Gene Ontology annotation, molecular function: protein phosphatase activator activity. The transcript is spliced from 10 exons. The coding region runs from base 1 to 969 and encodes 322 amino acids. Lineage: Eukaryota; Metazoa; Chordata; Mammalia; Primates; Lorisidae. Gene Ontology annotation, cellular component: nucleus; protein phosphatase type 2A complex; cytosol. The record is from RefSeq and is a predicted model, not a curated record. Gene Ontology annotation, biological process: signal transduction; protein dephosphorylation.